Exophiala aquamarina CBS 119918 is the source of this 804-nucleotide messenger RNA. RefSeq lists its product as uncharacterized. The record is from RefSeq and is a predicted model, not a curated record. The transcript has 3 exons. The coding region runs from base 1 to 804 and encodes 267 amino acids. Lineage: Eukaryota; Fungi; Ascomycota; Eurotiomycetes; Chaetothyriales; Herpotrichiellaceae.
AUGGGAGAUUGGGAGUCGGACGAGUUCAUGUCGGAUUGGGACAAAACGUACGUAUCGACCAACGUCAAGCCUGGGUCCAGAUCGUAUGACAAGGAUUUCUUUCUGGGAUUAAGGUCGAGCUUUCAAGAUCAGCCGCCGCUCGAGUCAAUUUCUGAUGCGAUAAUUGCCACGGCUUGCUGCGCCGUUGGCCGCGCAGAUGUCGUCGGUCGCUUCUUUGACGACAUCACCCACGAUCUGAGCCCUGAAGAAUCCCAAGCAAUUUUCCUUCGUCUGAGGGAAUCGAUCACCUUUGUGUUCCCCUAUCUCGGAAUACCAACAUGCAUUCCCGCCUGCUACGGCAUGAUCGGCGUGGUAAAACGGAAAGGAUGGGAGUUUGCAUCUACUGAAAGAUUGCGAGGCCGCAUGAUAAGUGUUGAUGACGCGAAGAGAGGCCGGGAGCUGCGCACGUCUGUGUAUCGUAAUGUUGGAAAUUCGGAGAUUUUUGGACUGAUGGACACAUAUUUCACUGAUUUGUUCAUGUGUUCAACUGUUGUUACAUGGGGAUACCUCUUAGCCAGGGCAAACGAGAAGCUUUUCCAGAUACACGAGUCACACCUUGUGGUCGCGGCCACCAUCAUGGCUCUUGGCGCGACGCGACAGACAAAGAGUCACAUCAAAGCAACCUUAGGUUUGGGAAGCUCCGUGCAAAGCGUGAAAGCUGUGAUGAACGUUGUCGGGCAGAUCUCGGAUUGGGCUGAUCGUCCACUGGUCGACUUCGACGUCGACGAAUUAGCCGGUCAGGUUCAGCAAGGUGUCGGCAGAUGA